Messenger RNA from Cinara cedri, 456 nucleotides. The record is from the annotation of a GenBank genome assembly. Lineage: Eukaryota; Metazoa; Arthropoda; Insecta; Hemiptera; Aphididae.
AUGGUCGUGAAAGCGUCGGGGAUGAACCGCGAAGUGGGAGAUCGGUUGAAGCUCGAACUGACAACAAUGUUCAGCGUGUGCGCACUCUCGUGCAUCAAGAUCGGCGUUNAAAGCUGUGUGCAAAGAUGGUACCUUCAUCAUGACAAUGCUCCAUGCCAUCGUGCCUUCAGUGUGUCGCGACUUUUGACCUCUAAGAACAUCGCAGUGUUGCCACAAGCGCCCUAUUCGCCGGAUAUGUCACCCUGCGACUUCUUUUUGUUCCCUCAAACAAAAUUGGCCGUGAAAGGAACGCAUUUUGAGUCCAUAACUGACAUCCAGAACGCCGUGACGAGGGUACUUCAGGACAUUCCAGUCGAAGCCUUCCAGAAAUGUUAUGAGAGCUGGAAAAAACGUUGGAACCAGUGUAUAGGGGUGGGAGGGGAGUUCUUUGAAGUGGAUCACAUCGAUGUAUCCUAA